UCAAAGUGCGAGUGGAACGGUUCAAUUGUGUCCAAAAUGGUGUGCAGGAGUGAAACCCGUAACAGAUCCGUGUCACAGACGAUCACCCUCGCCAGUUGGUUGGUGUUGGCUGGUGUGAUGGUGUUGUGCUGCCUGCCGAAACCGGCCACCACGCAACCGAUCGACAUGCUCGAUCAGAUCGGUUCCGAGAGCCGUCGAAUGUUCUACAAAAUGCUCGAAUACCUCGGCGAUUACGAUGAGCUCGAGGAGGAUGGGCCACAGGAGCGUGAGGAGCAAAUUGGCUCGUUACCGUUGCAAACGAGCAACCGGGUUGAGGUGGCUGGACGAGAUGAGCAGUGCAAGUUACCCCUGAGAAGGGGCGUGUGCCGUGCGCUGCUACCACGCUUCAGAUACGACCCGGAACAGAAGGACUGCAUCGAGUUCAAGUUCGGCGGAUGCGACGGAAAUGCGAACAACUUCAUGUCCUACAAGCAGUGCAUGGAAGCCUGCAAAGGAGUUUAGACGAUCUUCCAGAUCCUGCGAUCGGUGCUCCAGUUCAACACCCAGUCGUCCCCACCAAGUGAUAUGUAGUGUUUUAAGACUUCGCCAACCCGCUUCGCUCGGGGAUGGCACAAUAGAUCGAUAAGCUUCUCUCGGUUCACUCCACAUCCUAUUGAUAGUAUUUAUUCAGUCACCGUUCGAAUCGUUGUUACAUUGUGGUAAUAAA
This is a messenger RNA of Anopheles nili, 706 nucleotides long. Its product is annotated as kunitz-type protease inhibitor 1. The record is from RefSeq and is a predicted model, not a curated record. The transcript has 2 exons. Gene Ontology annotation, molecular function: serine-type endopeptidase inhibitor activity. The coding region runs from base 37 to 501 and encodes 154 amino acids. Lineage: Eukaryota; Metazoa; Arthropoda; Insecta; Diptera; Culicidae.